Molecule: messenger RNA, 1763 nt
Organism: Peromyscus californicus insignis
Lineage: Eukaryota; Metazoa; Chordata; Mammalia; Rodentia; Cricetidae
Gene: Rit2
Product: Ras like without CAAX 2
Exons: 5
Coding region: 199-849 (216 amino acids)
Biological process (GO): Ras protein signal transduction; positive regulation of neuron projection development
Cellular component (GO): plasma membrane
Molecular function (GO): GTP binding; calmodulin binding; GTPase activity
Source: RefSeq, a predicted model, not a curated record
GAUUUUUAUUGGAAGCAAUUGAAGUGGUUGCUAUGAGACCCGCUCCAGCAGAGGACCAGCAGGCAGCCCGACACUGAUGGUUCUUGUCACGCAGUAAAGCUUUCCUUUGACACAGUUUUAGAGUUGUUUACUAUCUGAGCUAGCACCUGACACGGGUGACUUUUUCUUCCUUUUUUCUCCUCGGGUCCCCCGGGUAAGAUGGAAAUAGAAAACGAAGCCCACUGCUGCCCUGGCAGCUCGUCAGGCGGGUCCAGAGAGUACAAGGUGGUAAUGCUGGGCGCAGGGGGCGUUGGUAAAAGCGCAGUGACAAUGCAGUUUAUAAGCCACCAGUUCCCAGAUUAUCAUGACCCCACAAUUGAUGCUUACAAAACCCAGGUGCGGAUUGACAAUGAGCCUGCUUAUUUAGACAUCUUGGACACUGCCGGUCAGGCAGAGUUCACGGCCAUGCGGGAGCAGUACAUGCGUGGGGGCGAAGGCUUCAUCAUCUGCUAUUCUGUUACUGACCGCCAGUCAUUCCAGGAGGCUGCCAAGUUCAAGGAGCUUAUUUUCCAGGUCCGUCACACCUAUGAAAUUCCCCUGGUGCUGGUGGGUAACAAAAUUGACCUGGAGCAGUUCCGCCAGGUCUCUACAGAAGAAGGCAUGAAUCUUGCUCGAGAAUACAGCUGUGCCUUCUUUGAGACCUCUGCAGCCCUCCGAUUUGGUAUUGAUGAUGCUUUUCAAGGCUUAGUGAGAGAAAUUCGCAGGAAGGAAUCCAUGCUGUCCUCGACGGAAAAGAAAUUAAAGAGGAAGGACAGCCUGUGGAAGAAGAUAAAAGGCUCGCUGAAGAAGAAGAGAGAAAGCAUGACAUGAUACUUUGCUUCUGUGUCCUUCCCAUCUCUCUUUCUAGAUUUUAUCAACCAGACAGUUGCUCCUCUCCUUCCCUUCCCCCCUCCUCUCAAUAGCUACCUGCAGGCAAAAAUUAGCCUUCUAUAACUGUGGGUCUUGAGAUAGUUUUAUUUUGCCUUUAACAGCUGGAUAGAUUUUUGUCAAUCAGCUGGAUAAUGCUAUUUAGAUUUUACAAUGUAUUACCAAAUAAAAUUAACAUUCCAAUUGCCUCAUUUUCUUGUAGAGAGUAGCUUCAUUUCGUAUGCUGUCUGGUUAUAAAGAAAAUAUGCAAACUUGUAGCUGGGGUGAUAAAAGGCUUAGGGGAUCUGCUGUUGCCUGAUAACUCUGGUUGUUUGAGUUUUACAAGUCUGUAAAUAAUGAAGAGGCUGGAACAGUUAAAAGCAAAAGAUUAAGUCCUGGUCUUCUCUUAAGUGGAAGAGUCUUGGUAUUUCUUCUUGAGUCCUCUAUAGAUGAGCAUUAGAGAAACUGCUGAUAAUAUAAACUGAUGGGUCAUUAAAGGAUGGAAAUCACAUGUCCCCAUAUUCACAGUGCUCAGCCUGCCAUACACUUUUAAAGAAUUAUCACAGUGAAUUUACUUUGAUUAAAGAAUGUGGUUUCUGUUGUGGGAAGGCAGCAACACUAUGAACUUGGUGAUACAUAUGUCCAAGAAAGGACCCUUCAACUCUAUCAGUGAAUUCCUCUUGGGAUUGCUACACCUGCAUAGUAGCCAUCUGUCUGCAGGGAUGUAGCCUCUGCAAACCGAAUGUUGUAUUCAUAUUAUUAAAUUCCCUGUCUCAUUUUCCAAGAAAUAGUUCAAGAAGCUGUCAUCAGAAGUAUUGCUGUUAUUUGUCUUACAAUGGUUCAUUGUGUAAAAUAAAAUCUCCCAUUCACCCAUUUUC